This is a messenger RNA of Cucurbita pepo subsp. pepo (vegetable marrow), 893 nucleotides long. NCBI's taxonomy places the organism in Eukaryota, Viridiplantae, Streptophyta, Magnoliopsida, Cucurbitales, Cucurbitaceae. The record is from RefSeq and is a predicted model, not a curated record.
AGCCGGCCUAUUUUUAGGGCUUCAAAACUCACCAUGGGCCCAAGCCUAUUUCUAGGGCUUCAACACUCAUCAUCUUCUUUCUCUCUCUCCAGAUUCCAGAUUUCGUGACUCUCUUCUCUGCGUUUGCUCUCGCCAAAUCAUCUUCUUUCUUCUUUCUUCUCUCCAUUCCAGAUUUCGUGCAUCUCUUCUCUGCGUUUUCUCUCGGCGAUUUGAUAAAAAUAAAAAAGAAAUUUGGAAAUAUCAGACAAAGAAGAGUUUCUAUCUCGUAGCAGCUGAUUUGAUGGCUUCUUCAUCUCACCCUUUGGAGGAGGAAGAGGAGGAAGAGAUAGAUUCAGAUGAUGAAUUUUAUAAAGACGGUUACCGUACUCUUACUAAGAAGGAAGAGAUGGAAUAUUUUCGUGCGGUUAAAGAAUCUGAGGGUUUUGAUGUACCUGAUUUUGGUAAUGUCUAUGCAUUUGGUCUUAUCCUUGAAAUUCCCUUGCACGACAAAGGAUUUUCGCGAAUACUUGAAGAAGUUUGGAUCUCGACAAAUGAAGCUAUUAAGUAUUACAACAACGAAAAUGGAACUAAUUUUGAAGUAGUAGACAUUGUGAAGGUGAAUCAUGCUGGAACUUGUGGGACAAGGUUUUACAUCACAUUUAAUGUUACAUCACAUUUAAUGUGAAGCCAAUGGGAACAUUGGUAGAAUUUUCCAAGAUAACCUUCCAAGCGAAAGUUUAUUACGGUAUUCCUAUUCCCACUGGAACUAUAGAGGUUGAACUUUGUCGGCCAAAACCCUUGGCCCUCUAACUGACCUUUCAUCCAUAACCACAAGAUCUAGACUUGUACUCCACUCUAUUCACUGAAGUUAUUUCUUUGGAAGAAUUAAAUGUAUGGGCCUUAUCUUGUUUUUU